Molecule: messenger RNA, 476 nt
Organism: Eremomyces bilateralis CBS 781.70
Lineage: Eukaryota; Fungi; Ascomycota; Dothideomycetes; Eremomycetales; Eremomycetaceae
Exons: 1
Coding region: 149-406 (85 amino acids)
Source: RefSeq, a predicted model, not a curated record
CGAAUUGAUGAUGUACAAUACAUCUGUCGAGUGUAAAGGAACCGUCGCCGGUUCUCUCAACACGUCAUCGUGGGUUGGAUGUUCUAAUGGCAGAGUAAUGCUAGGGUAUGAUAGGAAAUAGGCAUGAUAACGCCGACGCUAUGGGUACAUGAUGAGAGCCGUCCUAGCGACUUUCGUGUCCGCUCUGGUGACGAUGGGUAUCAAUCUCGAGGUCUCCGCUCUCCGCUCCGACUCUUCAAGAAUAAAAACCGCUAGGUACGAAGAAAGGACAUGCGAUGCCAUGGGGUUUCGAUGGCGCGGAAAUGAUACGCGAUGUAGGGGAAUGCGUUUCGCCGAACCCGCGCUUGCGCUUGUAGAUAGGGCACGCCGAAUGCCGCUCGAGGGAAUAUCGGUCAUGACAGGAUAGGUGACGAGGAAGCCGUCCUUAUGAUCGGUGCCAGCAUGGAGAGCUUUUGUAUCCCGUUCCAAUGCCAUUC